Molecule: messenger RNA, 6743 nt
Organism: Astyanax mexicanus (Mexican tetra)
Lineage: Eukaryota; Metazoa; Chordata; Actinopteri; Characiformes; Acestrorhamphidae
Product: integrin beta-1
Exons: 16
Coding region: 347-2743 (798 amino acids)
Biological process (GO): cell adhesion mediated by integrin; cell-matrix adhesion; cell migration
Cellular component (GO): integrin complex; focal adhesion; cell surface
Molecular function (GO): C-X3-C chemokine binding; fibronectin binding; laminin binding
Source: RefSeq, a predicted model, not a curated record
UAACACACACACACACAUAUACACACACAGCUGCUUCCUCAGCACUAAGCCAAGGGCGAGCUGGACUCCCUGCCCUUUGUCUCAGUCUUGUCUGUCCUGUCCGCCGGUUUUUAUUACUUUAUUUUAAAGUUAGAUUAUCUGUUUCACCACAGAAACAGAACGUUAGCUGAGCGCGCGCACGUUUUUAACCCACAUUUGGGCGCGUGCUGAUAACGUAGCCCGGGGCAACCGUUUUCCGCUCGAGCCUGAAUUCGUUAAAAACUCGCUAAAAGGAUUUUUCUGCCCGCAAAUGUUGCUGUAAAACGAGGCGGAGAGUUGCAGAUUCAGCCGGCGGACUCGAGAAAAGAUGGAGAUGAAGGUGGUGUUGAUAGCAGCUCUGCUGGGGCUCUUCUCUCUGUGCACAGCUCAACUAGAUGGUAAUGACUGCACUAAGGCUUCAGCUCAGUCCUGUGGGGAGUGUAUUCAGGUUGGAGAGAAGUGCGGCUGGUGCACACUGGAAGCCUUUCUGAAGCAGGGAGAGUCCAAGUCAACACGCUGUGAUGAAAUCGAAGCUCUGAUUAAGAAAGGCUGUCCUGAUAAAAGCAUUGAAAACCCUCGAGGGACUGUCAGCAUCAAUCAGAACAAACCAGUUACAAAUCGUAAGAAGGACGUAGCAGAGAAACUCAAGCCAGACCAGAUCACUCAGAUCCAGCCUCAGAAACUCACACUUGACUUGAGAGCAGGUGAGCCUCAGAAGUUUUCUCUGAAGUUCAAGAGGGCUGAAGAUUACCCCAUUGAUCUGUACUACCUGAUGGACCUGAGCUUUUCCAUGAAGGAUGAUUUGGAAAACGUGAAGAACUUGGGAACAGACCUGAUGCGUGAAAUGCAGACCAUCACCUCAGACUUCAGGAUUGGCUUUGGCUCCUUUGUGGAGAAGACAGUGAUGCCCUACAUCAGCACAACACCAGCCAAGCUGCUGAACCCAUGCACAUCAGAUCAGAACUGCACCAGCCCCUUCAGCUACAAGAAUGUGCUGAGUCUGACUGCGGACGGGCAAAAAUUCAACAGCCUGGUCAGCCGGCAGCACAUCUCCGGAAACCUGGACUCUCCUGAGGGAGGCUUUGACGCGAUCAUGCAAGUCGCUGUCUGUGGAGAUCAGAUUGGCUGGAGGAAUGUCACUCGUCUGCUGGUGUUCUCCACUGAUGCUGGCUUCCACUUCGCUGGAGACGGUAAACUGGGAGGGAUUGUGCUUCCCAAUGAUGGAAAAUGCCACCUGACGGACAAUAUGUACACAAUGAGCCAUUACUAUGACUAUCCCUCCAUCGCACAUCUCGUGCAGAAGCUAAGUGACAACAACAUCCAGACCAUCUUUGCUGUGACUGAAGAGUUCCAGCCUGUCUAUAAGGAGCUCAAAAAUCUGAUUCCAAAGUCUGCUGUGGGAACGCUGUCUGCAAACUCGAGCAAUGUGAUCAAGCUCAUUAUCGAUGCCUACAAUUCUCUGUCAUCUGAGGUGAUCCUGGAGAACACCAAGCUGCCUGAGGGUGUGUCCAUUUCAUAUGUGUCCCACUGCAAGAACGGAGUGAGCGAAACAGGAGACAAUGGAAGAAAGUGCUCCAACAUCUCUAUCGGUGAUGAGGUAUCCUUUGAUAUCGCCGUUACUGCUACAGGCUGCCCGUCUCAGGGUAAAUCAGAGACCAUAAAGAUCAAGCCGCUGGGAUUUAACGAGGAAGUCACCAUUGUCCUCAACUUCAUCUGUGAGUGUGCAUGUCAUAAAGACGGCAUUCCCAACAGUCCAGAGUGUCACUUCGGGAACGGAACGCUGGAGUGCGGAGCAUGCAGGUGUAAUGAGGGGCGUAUUGGCAGGGUGUGUGAAUGUAGCAAGGACGACGUCAGAACAGAGGAUCUGGAUGCAAACUGCAGAAUGGACAACGGUACAGACAUCUGCAGUAACAACGGAGACUGUAUCUGUGGAACGUGUGAGUGCAAGAAGAGGGAUAACCCAGAGGAGCGGUACGAGGGGAAGUUCUGCGAGUGCGACAACUUCAACUGCGAUCGAUCCAACAAUAAACUCUGUGGAGGUCACGGCCGGUGUGAGUGCAGGAAAUGCAUCUGUGAGGCCAACUACACAGGCAGCGCAUGUGACUGUUCCAUGGACACGCAGUCGUGUGUGGCCAGUAACGGACAGAUCUGUAACGGCCGUGGAACCUGCGAGUGCGGAGUGUGUAAAUGCACUGACCAAAAGUUCCAGGGCCCUACCUGUGAGAUCUGCCCCACCUGCCCAGGGGUCUGCACUGAGCACAAGUCCUGUGUCCAGUGCCGUGCGUUUGGUACUGGGGAGCUUAAAGACAAGUGUGAUCAAGAGUGCCAGUACUUCAACUUGAAAAUGGUGGACAACAAGGAGGAUUUGCCUCAGCCGAACAGCCAGGCCUACCUCACACACUGCAAAGAGCGAGACGCCAACGACUGCUGGUUCUUCUUCACCUACGCCACCAAGAACGAGACUGCUGAAGUCUAUGUGGUGAAGGAUCCAGAGUGCCCAGCUGGUCCUGACAUAAUCCCCAUUGUAGCGGGCUUGGUCGCAGGCAUUGUUCUGAUUGGUCUGGCUCUGCUUCUGAUCUGGAAGCUGCUUAUGAUCAUCCACGACCGCAGAGAGUUCGCAAAGUUCGAGAAGGAGAAGAUGAACGCCAAGUGGGAUGCGGGUGAGAACCCCAUCUACAAGAGCGCUGUGACCACAGUGGUCAAUCCCAAAUACGAGGGCAAGUGAACGACAAGCCGUCUGUCUCAAACACUGUAUGCAAAUGAAUUCAGGAGCGGAGGAGGAGGAGGUCCAUUUUAAUUUUAUUUUAAUUUUUUUCUUUUUCUUUUCAACACGUUUUUGUUAGCUGUGCAUUUCCCACGACUUGCAUUACUUUGUACUAAUCUGUAUUUCUAUGCAUUCUGUACAGUGUGUGUAUAAACUUGAGUUUUUACUUUUUAUUGUGGAAUUUUCUGAAUGUUAUACUUUUGUUUUUUUUUGUUGUUUUUUUUGUUUUUCUUUUUUGUUUUUUUUAUGUGUUGCCACGUGACAUUUGGUUUGGCUUUGAGCGGGAAAAGCGUCUUUUGAGUUGUGCCUUUUGAAUUGGAGUCAUUUCGUGCUGACGAUGAGUGCAAUGAAUGUUACAUGCUCUCGAAGAUCAGUUCAUAAUCUGAUUACUGCAGUUAGCGGAUUAUUUAAGUAGCUGUGUGAACAGUGUGUACAGUAUAAAAUCAAAUAAUCUGCGAAAGAGAGCUGGAUUUGAGCUUAGUAAUGGUGUUUUUCAGUGCAUGUAAACUCAUAACCAGAGUAUUCUGGGAUUUCACAGACUGUGCAUGAGCGAAAACAGCAGACUGUGGUAGUCUGAACACUUUUUAUUGUGUUUAUUCAUAUUGUGGCUCGAUGUGUUAAACACUGCAGUAUAUUGUCGCUGUCCAAUGAAAAACAAGUAUCUCCAUUUUUGUCCAUUUUUAGUUUACUACAUAAUUUGAACACACUUAUUAUCCCCUACACUGUGCCAAAAUUUCUUGAUGAACGGACCAAUAGAAAUACUUUAAAAUUACUUAAAAUAAACUCUUUUUACAUUGACUCCCCUUAAAAGUUUAGAAUGCCUUUUCUCUCUCCAAUAAAAUUGCUUUUUUUCAGUUGAACAGUGACUAUAUGAAGUUUGGGUCUAAUUCUGCGUGAUUAUUGGCUGGUUCCAAAGCAAAAAUCUGAUUAUUGCCUGACUCAUGUAAACAUUUAUGUUAAUUGCUUUACUUACAAAGUCCAAUAUCCUGCAGUAAUCAGAUUAUGAAUAAAGAAUUGGGGUAAAAGCACUCUUUUUCUCAGUCCUGGCCCUGAAAUCACCCUGCUCUAAUCACUAUAGUGUAUUUUAUUGCUGAAUGAUUAACUCAAUUCCUUAUGAACCAGCGCUGAUUGAGUUCAAAUGAUUUAAAUCAUGUUUUAAACAAGAAAAAAAGCUAAAUGUGCAGGACGCAGGGUAACUCCAGGACCAGGACUGGGAAACGUUGCACAAAUGGAUUUUAAAGCCUAUGAUGUCGAGUUGGGUUUGUUCAGAGUUUUGAAAGAUGAAAGAUGGAGGAACCCAGUGAUGGGGAGUGCAGCAAAACACUGGUUUAAGGUCUGAUCAAUGAAAACGCACCACUAUCAGUCCCAUAGAGCUGGAGGAUGAUUAGUAUUACUACUAUUAUUAUUACUUUUUUUUACGUUAUUGACAAUGAUUAUCAGUCUGAGUUAGUUAGAGUUAAUCAGUGGUGCAUACGUUUUCACUGAUUCACUGACUGAGGAAGGAGAACCUUUUGAUAUGAUGGUGUUUGAUGUGAAUGGUGCUCUCCAUCACUGGCGUAGCAUGUAGCAUGUAGUAGCUGGUCACUGUGGGGAAAGUGUGUGGUGCUGUGUUCUUACUGCAGGUUGUUGUGACUGUUCCAGACUUCGAGAAGCCUCAGCUAACACUGUUCCAAUAGUUCAAGUCCUAACUCAGGUGUGUGUUAGGAGCUGGAAUAGUACAAAAAAAAACAUGGAGGAUCCUUAUAAAGCUCUGGUUAGAAACCACUGCUCCAGAGAACCUCCUGAGGAUGCUGAGGAUGAUGAUGAUGAUGUUAAGAGUAGCAGCACUGUAGCGCUGCAAGACUGCAGUGAUCGAUCGGUCAGAUGUGUGUUUUAGGAAGAUUAGAACUGUGAGGACUUUAUGUGGAUGUGCUUUAUGUAUUUAUAGUGAAAAAUUAACUUAAAAAUGAAGUAAAUCUAAACACCCAAAAUCAAAAAAACUAUCAAUAAAUCUGAGGGCUCUAGUUUAGAACCAAAAUGUGCAUUACGUUAAACACUGUGCCUAACAGCUCUAUAAUCAAUAUAUAUACAGUCUAAUUUGAGCUCAGAGUAAACUAGAGUCCUAAACUUGUGUUUUUUUCAAUUAUAAACCAUCACUACGCCAUUGACCAUUUGUAAUAUCUGGGAGCAUCUCAGGGCCGAUAAACCACAGUAAGUAAUCGAUUGAUUUUAAUUUUUAUGGAACGUUUUCAGAAAGAUGUCGCUCAGCUCAAACAUUAACAAUCAAACGCAAAGCCUUUACUUUCUGAAGGCUGGUUUAUGCUUCUGCGCCGCGUCAUAACAGAGUCUACAGCCUAGUCUAGCAAAACUGUUACUAGUUAACAGCGGACCAAUCACAGUUGGUGCUGUCUGUGGCAAAGCGACAGACCUAUGAAAGCCAGGCUACAGCUUAGGGUACAUUUAGGACUGUGGCAUAGAUCCAACUCUUAGGCCAAGUCCCAUUUCACCCCUUAGCCCUACCACUUACUCUUACCCUUCAUUUUGAGUACAACCCUUCCCCUUGGAACAGAGUUACAAGAGGAAGGGGUGAAACCCAAUACCUUAUCAGAAGCGCUAAAGUUCCCUGCUGUCUGUUGCACCAAUUAAAGUGUGACAGGAAAGUUAGAUAAGCUAGCUAACUACUGAGACAAAAAAAAUGAAAUCUUUUUUUUAUGCUUGUUAUGAAGAAUUCAGCCAUAAAAUAUUGAAACUUCACAAUCAACUAUGAACAUAUUUCUCUAAUCGUCACUUUUAACAAGGAAACUACUUACAUUUGUGGGUUUCUUUGGACAUUUGUUCCGCUACCAGUGAUUCUGAUACCCCUCAGCUUAAAGUGUGCUUCUGAAAAAUCUCUGUAUGAAGGGCUAAAAAGCUCUAUCCCUUCCCCUAACCUACCCCUCCAGCCUAACAACAAUCAAUUUAUACCUCUUGGAUAAUGCGCACAGCAUAGUCUGCACAAGUGGCCUACACCACUGUGAGCAUUUAUAUUUGUGCAUUCGUGUAUCUGCUUGGCUCUGCAGGUUAAACCGUGAAGACUGUGCAUGUGUAGGAGUGUGUAGACCCCAGGAACACAAGGCUUAACAAACCAAUCACAGUGGUCACCUUUCUGUAACUGUAAUUUGCAGUUUGCAAUUUACAUUUGUGGAGAGUUGCGCUCGUCAGGCUACAGCCUACAGCGUACGCAUACUCUUGGGGCCUCAGCAAACUUCUUGCAGUGAUUGUGUUCGCUUCGAUUCGGUGACCAAUCUGACGUAAUUGCGAUUGACAAAAAAUGUGCACCGAGUCGUGCACAUGGAACCACUUGUGACGGCACCUGUGAUUGGUCGUUACCAAAAAGAUUUCAAGGCAGGGCGUAGUCUAAUGAUGUAGGUUCGAUGCAGAAGCAUAAAUUGGCCUCAUGGGGAACAGAAUCGUGUACAGUGCUAGAAUGAGUAUGAUGACUCAAGCCUUUUUCAACGGGUCGUUUCUGAAUUUGAGAAUAAAACUCAGGUUCUUUAUUCUUCUCCAUCACAACAAGCCAAAUAUCUGCUGCCUCCUGCCUUCAAGACUUUACAGAGCCUUAUUUUAAAUAUGCUGUGUCUGUUACCUACCAGAAGUGGACUUACUUUGCUUACUUUGUAUCAAACUAUUGUUUUUUUAUGUUUAAUUUUUUUAUUUUUGUGUUUUUCUGAUUAAAAAUUGAACCUCCUUGGUCCUGUUUUUAAAUGGAGGGUCUAUUAGAGGUGCGGGUCAGACUGUUGAGACCCUGAUGUUGGUGAUCAGUGUUAACGAGGAGAAUCUCUGAUCUAAUCUAGUCUUUUAAAUGCUGUUAAACCUUUAAAACCACACGCCUCACAGACUGCGUUUUUUUUUUUAAAGUGCCUUUUUAUUUCUGCAUCAUGCUCACUCUCUCAAUCCUUUGUUUCAGAAGUUAUUUAUUAAAAUAAAGAACCAAAACAGUGGA